AUGAAUUUUCUCCUCCAUUUUCGUUAGUGUUUCAUUCCAACCCGGGACCUGCGCGUAAGUUUGGGUAACUUUUAUUGUGAAGGAUCCGGGGCGGAAGAGAAGUUUGUGUUGUCGUUUUAGGCAGGCGAUUACAGGGUGUGGGUAUUACGCAGAGGAGAGGCACAUUUCAUUUGUCUGCAUUUUAGAGGAAGAUGUCCCGUUUCAAAAGGGAGGGUAAUGUGGACAGUCUGGCGGGCUUUCGAACCCCAAAACCGGAGGCAGCUGUUCCCUACGGGCUGCUAAAGGCAGCCAGGAAAAGCGGCCAGCUCAAUCUGUCCGGCCGAGGCUUGACUGAAGUUCCUCAGAAUGUGUAUCGACUUAACGUUGAUGAACCAGCGGAAGCCCAGGAGAACGUAUCGUUUGGAGGAUCAGAUUGCUGGUGGGAACAGACCAACCUCACCAAACUUCUGCUGUCGUCCAAUCAACUAACACAGAUGUCUGAAGACAUCAAACUCUUACCUGCACUAACUAUACUGGAUCUUCAUGACAACCAGCUGAGCAGUUUACCCAGCGCUCUUGGAGAGCUGCAGGAGCUUCUGCAGCUGCGACUAAGCCAUAAUAAGCUGUCAUCGCUGCCAACAGAGGUGUGUUCCCUGAACAACCUUCGUUCCCUCACACUACAGCAGAAUCUCCUGGAAACUGUGCCAGAGGAAAUAGGAGAGCUGGGGAACCUGACAGAGCUGGAUCUGUCCAACAACCUUCUGAAGCGUCUGCCCUCCAGUGUUGGCCGUCUCUCAGCUCUGCAGAAAGUAUCCCUUUGUCACAACAAGCUGAGCAGUCUGCCUGACAGCCUGGGCCAGCUGGCAAACGUGAAGCUCCUGGACUGCAGCCACAAUGAGCUGACUGAUGUUCCCGUCAGCCUGGCCGGGAUGCUGGCUCUGGAGCAGCUCUACCUGCGACACAACAAGCUACGCCGACUGCCGCAGCUGCCUGCACCCUCUCUCAGGGAAGUGUUUGCUGGGAACAACCGGUUGGAGCUGCUGGAGGCCGAGCAGCUGUCCUGUCUCUCUGCUGUGACUCUUCUAGAACUGAGAGACAACAAGAUCAGAAAUCUUCCUGAAGAACUCACGCUGCUGCUCACUCUGACCCGGCUGGACCUCACUAACAACGACAUCAGCAUCAGUCUUCCCGCCUCUCUGAGCCUGCUGCCCAACCUGAAGGUGUUGCUUCUGGAGGGAAACCCUCUCCGUGGAAUCAGGAGGGAACUUCUGACUAAAGGAACUGGUGACCUUCUGAAAUAUCUAAGAGGAAGAAUUAAAGAGGAGGCUGAGGGAGCGGCUGAGCCCACUGCCAUGACGUUACCGUCUGAAGGUCUGGUCAACACGCACAACAUCAAAACUCUGAAGACGUUGGAGUAUAGUAACAAGCAGGCAGCCAGUGUUCCAGACGAGGUGUUUGAUGCUGCAGCGCAUCAGGCCGUCACCUCUAUUAACUUCAGCAGGAACCAGCUGACAGCUUUCCCACCCCGACUGCUGGAGCUCCGCUCCUCGCUGUCAGACAUCAACCUGGGCUUUAACAGGCUGAGCUGCUGUUCUGCUGACAUCUGCUCCCUCCAGCAGCUCACACACAUUGACCUCAGGAACAACCAGCUGACUGAUUUACCCUCUGAAAUGAAGAACCUUUCCAAACUACGAUGCAUUGUGCUAAACUACAACAGGUUCAACUCCUUCCCUGAAGCUUUGUAUCAGAUUGUAUCCUUGGAGACGGUGAUGCUGGGGAACAACCAGGUGGGUGGGGUAGAUCCCAGCCGUCUGAUGCAGCUGCUCAGUCUGUCCACCCUGGAUCUGUCCAACAAUGACCUGCUCAGCGUCCCUCCUGAACUGGGCCUGUGUACCAGCCUCAGAUGCCUGAGUCUGGAAGGGAAUCCUUUCCGCACACCCAGAGCAGCCAUUGUUGCCAAGGGAACGGAUGCAGUGUUGGAGUACCUGCGCAGCCGCAUCCCUACAUGAGGCAUGAACUCACCUGAUGGUUCAGCAAAAAGGAUCAAAUCUUUUUUUCUUUCAAAAUUUAUCACAUUUUUAAAAGAUAUUUGUUGCCUUUGUUUGGUGCUAAAAUCCAGAGUUGUUUUUGUAAAAGUGGAAUGUCCAAAACCUUCUAAGAAGUUAUUUCAGGACAUAAAGAGCUCUCUCUCUUUUCA
This is a messenger RNA of Xiphophorus hellerii (green swordtail), 2176 nucleotides long. It is a transcript of the gene lrrc40, whose product is annotated as leucine rich repeat containing 40. The transcript is spliced from 15 exons. Gene Ontology annotation, cellular component: cytoplasm. Gene Ontology annotation, molecular function: protein binding. The record is from RefSeq and is a predicted model, not a curated record. Bases 192 to 1988 code for a protein of 598 amino acids. Lineage: Eukaryota; Metazoa; Chordata; Actinopteri; Cyprinodontiformes; Poeciliidae.